Messenger RNA from Fragaria vesca subsp. vesca, 1991 nucleotides. RefSeq lists its product as uncharacterized. Gene Ontology annotation, molecular function: DNA-binding transcription factor activity; DNA binding. The record is from RefSeq and is a predicted model, not a curated record. The transcript has a single exon. Gene Ontology annotation, biological process: regulation of DNA-templated transcription. The coding region runs from base 495 to 1391 and encodes 298 amino acids. Lineage: Eukaryota; Viridiplantae; Streptophyta; Magnoliopsida; Rosales; Rosaceae.
UUGUGGGGAGCAUGCUACUAUUGAUUGUCACCUAUAAGCUUUGCAUAAUUCUAAUUGGGGUUGCCAGCGCCACCACCUCAUCAUCUUCACUCGUAAUACCAAACCCCACAUACAUCAACCACAAACUAUCUUGGACCAUACAAAAGCUUCAAUAGAAAUUUCCGAUCAUCAUCAUCAUCAUCAAAUAUCUCUCUUAUAUAUUCCUCUGUUGAUUAACACUAAUAUUCCUUUUACUUAAAGCUAUGCUCCUCUCUUCUCAUCACCUUCCUUACCAUUUCGUUGCAGCACCUGAAACUCUCUGGCUUAUAAGCAAUAACAUCAGCCUCUUCCGACCGCUCUCUCUUCUUCAUCACCCUCGUUCCAAGGGCUAGCUAGACCUACUUCUUCAUCUAGAUCACAAAUAUCCAGAAGGGUGUUAGCUCAGAUCAUCCAUCUUAAACGGGUUGUUAUUAGCUUCGGGUUUUGAUCAAGGUAAUUUUGAUUUAGGGGGAUCGAUGGGAUUGAGUACUAAGCAGGUUAGUAGUGAUGGCUUGGACUGGAGCCAGACCUUGCAGCUGCAAGCACAAAGCUUUGAGCUGCCAAAACCGCCUGUGGCGAGGCGGCAACAGCAACAAAACCAGGAGCAACCGGAGCAGUUGAAGUGUCCGAGGUGUGAAUCAACAAACACAAAGUUCUGUUACUACAACAACUACAACAAGACUCAGCCUAGGCACUUCUGCAGAGCUUGCAAGAGGCACUGGACCAAAGGCGGAACGCUUCGAAACGUUCCUGUUGGUGGCCAUGGCCGGAAAAACAAGCGCACCAGGAAACCAAACUCUAGUGCCUCCGCCGCAAAAACCACCACAAACGGUGCUGGUACUAUUUCCACCACGACUAGGGUGAUCAACAAUACCAACUUGGCAUUUGAUCGAACGGAUGGUGCUCAGAGGCUUAACAGUCACUUGGCAAUUGAUGGAGAGCAAAGGCUCAACACACAUAUGGGAGUUCUUCUUCCUCAACAGAGUUUAAUCACCUCAAGUGAAUUGGACAACCAUAUAUAUUCAUCGUCCUCAGGUUUAAGUAGUACUACUAUGCCUUUUAAUUUUCUUCAAGCUGGUAGAGCCCAAGUACUUAGCUUUCCCUUCUCAAGCUCAAGUACUACUUCAAGUUCCUUUGACACAAUCUCUACCUCUUUUCAAUCCCCAAAUGUUUGUAACUACCCUCAAGAUCAAUUCAUCAAAUCCAUGGAGGAGCCAACCAUCACAAGCAUCAUGCCCUCAACAACCAUCCCGCAGGCUAAUAAUCCAAGCGUCGGCAUGUACACAUCAAACGACUGGAAUUGGGACGACAUUGAAACCUUGGUUUCUACUGAUCUCAAUGUGGCUUGGGAUGAUUCUGAUAUGAACCCAUAAUUGGGUAUUAUUUACUUAACCACUUUAAGUAGUUAGUGGGUGUCUAUAGAGGUUAAUUUUUCUCUUUGAAUUGGGUUGGGUGUGUAUCAAACAGUCUCUUUCUAUGUCAUUGUCAAUUUUGUAUUUCUGCUAUGAUCUUGAUCUUCAGGUGAUCAUGAUCUUCUGGUACUUCAUUUAUUUCACUCUCUCUCUCUCUCAAUCUUGUAAUUUCUACACACAGAGAUGUAGACUGUUUGAAGCUGACUUUUUGAAGCUUCCGCUUCAAGGCUACUAAUGAAGAUUUGUCCAUUUUGUAACUAUAAUCUUGUAGUUUUGCUCUUCCAUUUUACUUAAUUAGCUUGUUGGAACUUGAAACCUACAAGCAAAUGAAAUCUGAUUCAUUUUUGCACUGGUGCACCCACAAUAGUGCUUUGUGAGUUUGUGGUACAUGAAAGAUGACAGAAAAUGGGGUCUUGUACAGCAAGAAGUGACUGACAGAAUGUGAUGGAAGAUUCUUGUGGAUAUACAUGUAUAUUUUUGGAUUACUUCUGGAUCAUUACAGGGAUUUGUUCUCCCAUAUUUUAUAGCCAUUGGUUCCAAAUUAUUCUUUCCUUCGAGUCC